GUGUUUCCGGCACGACAUGCGCCGAUUUGACUUCCGGUAUUUUCUUUGAACUUUAUUAAAAUCUACGUUUAAAGUUUGAACUUUAUUUAGUACAUUAAAUAAUAAUGAAUUACAUUAAAAUACAUAAUUACCUUUAUAGCCCUUUUAUAUAAACUUAUGCUAUAAGUCGUAUUCUUUUUCGUGAAAAGUGAUUUCUGUGUGUUAACUUGACAUAUGUCAAGAUGACAUCGAUGACACAUAAGUAGUGGCUCAUAUUUUUAUUACUAAUUUAUAUUUUUAUUUUAAGAAAAUGGUGUAAUAAUAUCUGAUAAAGAAUAAGAUACUGCAUUUAAUGCAAAAUACUAAUAAUGGCUAACACAGGUGUCUUACCCUUCGUUAGAGGGGUCGACUUUACUAGAAAUGAUUUUAGUGGAGAUAGAUUUCCUUGUGCUGUAAGUUCUAUGACUGGGGUGCAAUGGCUGAAAUUAGAUCGUACAAAUUUAGAAGAAAUCCCAAAAGAAAUGGGUAAUCUUCUAAAACUAGAACACCUGUCUUUAACUAGGAAUCAUCUUGAGAAACUAUAUGGAGAACUGACUGAAUUAAACUGUUUACGGACACUGAACUUAAGACAUAAUAAUAUUAAAACUUCUGGUAUUCCUGCAGAGCUUUUUCACUUGGAAGAAUUAAGUACUUUGGAUUUUAGCCAUAAUAAUUUAAAAGAAGUUCCAGAAGGUUUAGAUAAAGCUAAAUCUUUGCUAGUUUUGAAUUUGAGUAACAAUCAAAUUGAAUCAAUUCCCAAUUCACUGUUUAUAAAUUUAACAGACUUAUUAUUCUUGGAUUUAAGUGAAAAUAAUUUAGAAACUCUUCCACCACAGACUAGGAGGCUUGCUAAUUUACAAACAUUAAUUUUGAAUAACAAUCCUUUGGGUCAUUUUCAGCUUAGACAACUACCUUCGUUACUUAAUUUAGAAACUUUACAUAUGAGAAACACCCAAAGAAAUUUGAAUAAUUUCCCUACAAACUUAGAGAAUUUAAUCAACUUGACAGAUAUUGAUUUGGCCCAGAAUAACCUGCCCAAAGUACCUGAUGCCUUAUAUUCAUUGCCAAAUUUGAAAAGACUCAAUUUGAGUGAAAAUGAAAUCAAUGAACUUUCUUCAGCUAUGGAAACUUGGCAAAAAUUAGAAACCCUAAAUUUAUCCCAUAAUCAAAUCUCUUAUCUUCCGGCUUCUUUAUGUAAAUUAACAGCAUUACGUCGUUUCUAUAUCAAUGAUAAUCAAUUAGAUUUCGAAGGAAUACCAUCUGGAAUUGGAAAAUUAGGGAAUCUAGAAUUGUUCUCAGCUGCAAAUAACAGGAUUGAAAUGAUUCCAGAAGGACUCUGCAGGUGUGGAUCAUUGAAAAAGCUGAACCUAAGCUCAAAUAGACUAAUAACAUUACCAGAUGCUGUACAUCUUCUAACAGAUUUGGUUACCUUGGAUUUGAGGAAUAACCCUGAUCUAAUUAUGCCACCAAAACCCGUUGAAGCUACAAGAGGAGCUGGAAUUGAAUUUUACAACAUCGAUUUUUCUUUGCAAAAUCAACUUAGACUUGCAGGAGCACAUGUACCAGCUCCAACACCCGUACAAAAUCCAAGUAAAGAUCCCAUAGCAAGAAAAAUGCGCUUGAGAAAAGGAAGGAGAGAUCAUGAGGAAGCAGAUCAGGAUCAAGCAAAAAUUUUGAAAGGUAUGAAGGAUAUUGCUAAAGAAAAAAACAGAAGUAUCCAGGAAGACACUAAGGUAGAAUCUUUAAAACCGAAACGUUGGGAUGAAGCUUUGGAAAAACCCCCUCUUGACUAUUCAGAAUUUUUUGAGGAAGAAGCUGGGCAAGUUGCCGGUCUUACUAUAUGGGAAAUUGAAAAUUUCCUACCAAACCGCAUAGAUGAAGUAGCAUAUGGAAAAUUUUACGAAGGCGAUUGUUAUAUUGUACUAAAAACUUCUUUAGAUGAAAAUCAGUCGCUUUCUUGGGAAAUAUAUUUUUGGAUUGGAGGAAAAGCAUCACUAGAUAAAAAAGCAUGUUCUGCGAUACAUGCAGUUAACUUAAGAAACUAUUUAGGAGCCCAAUGUCGAACAAUCAGAGAAGAACAAGGUGAAGAAUCAGAAGAAUUUUUGAGUCUUUUUGAAACUUCUAUAACCUAUAUUGAAGGAGGCCGAACUUGCAGUGGGUUUUACACAGUUGAAGAUAUGAACUUUGAAACAAGAUUAUAUAGAGUCCACCCGGCUGGACCUUCAGUUCAUUUAGAACCUGUAUCAGUUUCGGUAUCUUCUUUAGAUCCUAGAUUCGUAUUUAUAUUGGAUACUGGAAUGAUUAUAUUUGUUUGGAAUGGUAAAAAAGCGAAAAACACGUUAAAAUCAAAAUCUAGAUUAAUGUGUGAAAAGAUCAACAAAAACGAAAGAAAGAACAAAGCAGAAAUUAUUACAGAAGCAGCUGGUAGUGAAAGUAAAGAUUUUUGGAAACAUUUAGGUAUAGAAGAUGGGUUGCCACCAGAAGAACCACUUAAGGAACAUGUCGAUCCAGACUUUGUUCCUGUGCCUCCGAGACUUUAUCAAGUACAGUUGGGAAUGGGUUAUUUAGAACUACCGCAAGUUGAAUUGCCCCAAGGCAAAAUAGUAAAUACGGUACUUUUAAGUAAAAACGUGUAUAUAUUAGAUUGCUACUUAGAUGUUUUCGUGUGGAUUGGUAAGAAAUCUACUAGACUUGUAAAUGCCGCUGCUGUCAAAUUAUCAGAGGAAUUGUUCAAUAUGAUAGACAGACCGGAUUACGCACGAGUUACAAGAGUCAGAGAAGGAACCGAAACUCAGAUAUUCAAAUCCAAGUUUAUAGGAUGGGACGAGGUGAUUGCAGUAGAUUUCACUAGGACUGCUGAAUCUGUGAAGAAAACAGGCGUUGAUCUAAUAAAAUGGGCACAACAACAAGAGACUAAAGCAGAUUUAACUGCCCUUUUCACACCUAGGCAACCGCCAAUGCCUCUAUCUGAAGCUCAACAAUUGAUGGAAGAGUGGAAUGAAGAUUUAGAAGCAAUGGAAGCUUUUGUUUUGGAAGGAAAGAAGUUUGUGAGAUUGCCAGAAGAAGAAUUAGGUACAUUCUAUUCCCAAGAUUGUUACGUAUUCUUAUGUCGUUAUUGGGACGAUACUGAUGAAACAGCACCAGAGGAUGAAAUGGAUGAUUUCCAAUGGGUCUGUUAUUUCUGGCAAGGUAGAGAUGCAUCUAAUAUGGGUUGGCUUACGUUCACUUUUACAUUGCAAAAGAAAUUUAAAGCUCUUUUCCAAGAUAAAUUGGAAGUUUUGAGAACAUAUCAACAACAAGAGAACAUGAAAUUCAUGGCACAUUUCAAGAGAAAAUUUAUCAUCAAACAAGGAAAGAGAAAUAAAAAAUCAAAUAAAAAAGAGGUUGAAUUUUAUCAUCUUAGAUCGAAUGGCAGUGCUUUGUAUACAAGAUUAAUACAGAUCCAACCCAAUGCUUCUUAUUUAAAUUCAGCAUUUUGUUAUAUUCUUAAUGUUCCGUUUGAACAAGAAGAUGAUUCUGGUAUUGUAUAUGUAUGGAUAGGUUCUAAAAGUGAUCCGGACGAAGCUAGGUUAAUACAAGAAAUAGCAGAAGAAAUGUUCAACAGCCCUUGGGUGACGUUACAAGUAUUAUCCGAAGGUGAGGAACCGGAUAACUUUUUCUGGUUAGGUCUCGGCGGCAAAAAACCGUACGAUCAAGAUGCAACGUUUAUGGAAUAUACAAGGUUAUUUAGAUGCUCCAACGAAAAAGGAUAUUUUAUUGUUUCCGAAAAAUGUUCAGAUUUCUGUCAGGAUGACUUAGCUGAUGAUGAUAUUAUGAUUCUCGAUAACGGUGAACAGGUAUUUUUAUGGUUAGGAGCUAAAUGUAGUGAAGUAGAAAUAAAAUUGGCAGUAAAAUCUGCCCAAGUUUACAUUCAACAUACUAGAGCUAAACAGCCUGAUAGACCCAGGAAACUACUUUUAACACUGAAAAAUAAAGAAUCGACCAGAUUUACCAAAUGCUUCCAUGGUUGGGGGCUCCAUAAAAAACCCCCAGAAUAGUAUCACAUAUAUAUGUAUUUAUUAUAUAUUUCAGAAAAAUUUUGCUCCAACUAUUUGUUUUAGUAUACCAAAAAAAUUGCUUGAUAUUCAAUUUAUAGUUUAUAUUUUUCACAUUGUAAUAAUUUACUCCAUAUUUAAUUUCAAAUUUAUAGCUAUUAAAAAUCGUUUAUGAAACUUUUUUUUAA
Messenger RNA from Diorhabda carinulata, 4240 nucleotides. RefSeq names its product protein flightless-1 (gene fliI). Gene Ontology annotation, biological process: myofibril assembly; actin polymerization or depolymerization; actin filament severing. Gene Ontology annotation, cellular component: cytoplasm; nucleus; actin cytoskeleton. Gene Ontology annotation, molecular function: phosphatidylinositol-4,5-bisphosphate binding; actin filament binding. The coding region runs from base 348 to 4055 and encodes 1235 amino acids. The record is from RefSeq and is a predicted model, not a curated record. Lineage: Eukaryota; Metazoa; Arthropoda; Insecta; Coleoptera; Chrysomelidae. The transcript has 16 exons.